AGAAUAUCUAGUGGUGCCACAAACCAGUUUUCAAUAUCACAGCCUACUGGGUCAAAAAACAACGAAGCACUCCUUUAAUCCAGACUCAAUUUAAGUGAUUCUAAGUAUGAUUGUCGAAACAUUGUCAUGGUUUCUUGGUAUUUGCACCAGUCCAGUCAAUGUAUUGAUUCUGCUGGUGGUGUUCCUUGUGGCAUAUGGACUGUUAAAUCUUCGACGACCAUCUGGUUUCCCACCUGGUCCUAUGGGGUAUCCAUUUAUUGGUAAUGUGUUGGAUCUAGCAACAGAUCCACAUAUCAAGUUAAUGCGGUAUGCUAAUCAAUAUGGAGAUGUCAUCACAAUAAAGCUGGGUACAAUAAACUGUGUUGUACUAAAUAGUAUUGAAGUCGUUAAUGAAGCAUUGGUUAAGAAGAAAAACGAUUUUGCUGGACGACCUAGUCAGUACUCAAGUGACAUGUUUAGCGAAAAUGGAGAGGAUAUUCUGUUCGGUGACUUUACUCCUAAGUGGAUAUUUCGUCGCAAAAUUGGACACCAAGCUUUUAGAAACUAUGUCAGUGGAGACAAACUUGAAGAUCUCGUGAGAUAUGAAGCUUUUCCGAGAUUACAAAAAGUUAUAGCUGACAUGGACGAGAAACCAUUUUAUCCUAAACCAUUGCUGGGUUUUAUGAUAGCGAAUAUUACUGCGACAAUGUGUUUUGGUGAAAAGUAUGAGGUGAACGACCCCGAAUUGAAAGAAAUUCUAAAGAUGCUUGACUCCACAAACGAGGUAUUCGGUAAUGGACUAGUUGCAGAUUAUAACCGUAUAUUCCAAUAUAUACCAACAAGCGGUAUUCGUGCAGCUAAGAUAUUGGUGGCAACAUGGCUCGGUUUAAUUCAGAAAAAGAUUACUGCCCAUAAAAACAAAUCUAAUAAAGAUAAUCUAGAAGUACACAACAUUAUCGAUAAUCUAAUAAAAAUCCAAAACGAAGCCAAAAUAGCAGGCGAAGAUCAGGCAGCUAAAUUUACUGAUGUCAAUCUUCGGCAAAUAAUUAGUAAUAUUUUUGGAGCUGGAAUAGACACAAUUGCAAACACCUUUGAUUGGUGCAUUGCGUUUCUGGCAUGCUACCCGGAUGUGCAAACUAAAGUACAGAAUGAGAUUGAUGACGUCAUCGGACUAGAUCGUCUGCCAUUAUUAUCUGACAAGGGUAAAUUACCAUACUGUGAUGCUGUAAUCCAUGAGGUCAUGAGAAUUCGCACAGUUGCGCCAUUUGCUGCACCUCAUAAAACAUGUUGUGAUACGUCUGUGGAACGUUUCUUGGAUACAGAUGGCAAAGCAUUACCCAAACCAGAGAGUUUUCUUCCUUUCUCCGCUGGACGUAGAGUGUGUAUGGGAGAAGUAUUGGCUAAAUCGGAGAUGUUCCUUGUCUUCAUCUGCUUAUUCCAACAUUACACAUUCAAAGUGGCUCCUGGCAAAGAGAAGCCUGAUUUAAAUCCAAGUAUAGAGGGUCUAAUUGUGCGUUGUUGUCCCUAUAAUGUAAUUGCCCAGCCAAGGAAGGGAACUGAUUUUAUGCUUUCUCCUGGUCUUGAAAAACAGAAGUAG
This is a messenger RNA of Saccoglossus kowalevskii, 1576 nucleotides long. Its product is annotated as steroid 17-alpha-hydroxylase/17,20 lyase-like. The record is from RefSeq and is a predicted model, not a curated record. Gene Ontology annotation, molecular function: steroid 17-alpha-monooxygenase activity; heme binding; iron ion binding. NCBI's taxonomy places the organism in Eukaryota, Metazoa, Hemichordata, Enteropneusta, Harrimaniidae. Gene Ontology annotation, biological process: hormone biosynthetic process; progesterone metabolic process.